Molecule: messenger RNA, 1467 nt
Organism: Annulohypoxylon truncatum
Lineage: Eukaryota; Fungi; Ascomycota; Sordariomycetes; Xylariales; Hypoxylaceae
Product: TFIIB-domain-containing protein
Exons: 1
Coding region: 219-1328 (369 amino acids)
Biological process (GO): transcription preinitiation complex assembly; transcription initiation at RNA polymerase II promoter
Cellular component (GO): transcription preinitiation complex; nucleus
Molecular function (GO): RNA polymerase II general transcription initiation factor activity; TBP-class protein binding
Source: RefSeq, a predicted model, not a curated record
CUCGCUUUUGCUUAAUAAUAUUUGCCUUUUUCUAUGACCCACUCUGACCCACUCUGACAUUCCACAGGCAUCUUCCUCGCGUGUAAUCUUUGCGCCCUCUUUCCUCACCGUUGACUUAUUUUCUUUACGUCUACAACAAUUUUUAUCAACCACCACUUCCGAAUAGCACGUCGCCAGCACCAUCGCCAUCGACAUUGACGUCUUGUAAAACUGCCAUAAUGGCGACCGGCGCGUCCCGCCCCCGUCCCCGCCGGGACUUCGAUAUAACCGCUUUCGGUUUUGGUGGACGACCUGCACAGAACGGCGAGUCCGAGGAUAAAGAGUACAAGGAGAAUCUCAACAAGCGGUUGCAAUGCCCUGAUUGCAAAGAGGACCCUCCCAACCUCGUUGAAGAGUUCUCAUCCGGCGACAUGGUCUGCGGUUCGUGCGGUUUAGUUCUUGGCGACCGCAUCAUUGACACGCGAAGUGAGUGGCGUACUUUCGCCAAUGACGACCAGGGUAACGAUGACCCGUCUCGUGUUGGUGACGCCCUCAACCCUCUUUUGAACGGCUCCCAGCUCGAGACCGGUAUCGCUUUUGGCGAGGGAAUGCGCGCGCGAGAGUUGCAUCGCGCUCAGAACCGAGCUGUCAGUGACAAGGCGACCAAGACCCUCUUGGCUGCCUAUCGCGAGAUUAGCAACCUUUGCGAAGCUAUUAGUAUUCCAAAGACGACUCAAGAUUCGGCUAAGCACAUCUUCAAGCUGACCGAAGACAACAAGCUGUUCAAGGGCAAGCCCCAGGAAGCUGUCAUCGCUGGUUGCAUCUUCGUCGCGUGCCGUCAGUCCAAGGCUCCCCGAACCUUUCGGGAAAUUUAUUCCUUGACUAAGGUGUCCAAGAAGGAGAUCGGCCGCACUUUCAAGGCGCUUGAGAAGUUCCUUCAGAGCAACCGCGACGCGAACACGAGCGGUUCAUUCCUCAUGGUUGAGAACUGGGAGGCUACCGGUACGACCGGCGCAGCCGAGCUAUGUGCUCGAUACUGCAACAACCUUCUCUUCAAGAACCCCCACCUUAUGGAGAAGAUCUCCAAGACGCUGGCGGAGAAGAGCUCCUCCCUCAAGGAUCUCGCCGGCCGAUCUCCUCUGUCGAUCGCGGCCGCCUCGAUCUACAUGGCGUCCCACCUCAUGGGUGAUCCCAAGUCUUCAAGAGAUAUUGCUCAAGUGGCUGGCGUUAGUGACGGCACCAUAAGAACGGCGUAUCGUCACAUGUAUCCGUCACGAGAACAGCUUAUCGAGAAGGACUGGCUCGCGCCGAAAGGCACCGGAAGCAUGGACCGUCUACCCGCAAACUAGAAGUCGGGGGACGCCAUAGCUCGCGAGUAUGCUAAGCGGCAGGAAGAGGGAUUUUAGACGAAUACGACUCUAGAGACAGUAGCUGGAAAGCAUUGGGCGGACCAACCUGCCAUAAAAAAGAUCGACUUAUGGGAUUCGC